AUGGAUCCCGACGAAUUCAACGAUAUACAAUCACGCAUUUAUAAACUGAUCCCAAAGCAGACGCAAGACAUCGUUGCCACUGGAAUUUUCCUUGUCAUUUUGCCCAUCGGUUUUCUUAUCAAUAUUUUCUGCAUAAUGCCGGUUUGGUAUCCGGCGUUUGGAGAAGCAUGGGUCAUUCGAGUGUCUUGUUUCCUUGUUUUGGCAUUCAAUGUAUACAUGAACUGGUACAAAAUGGUAGCUGUUGGUCCAAGUGGAUUAAAUACGGCACUUCCUAAUGUUUAUAAGGCAGGUUUCAGGUACUGUCAUUCUUGUCAUACCAACGCUCCACCACGUGCUUAUCAUUGUCCAGUAUGCGACAAGUGUUGUUUACGUCGUGACCAUCACAGCUCGUUUGGCGCAGUUUGCGUUGGCCAUUUCAAUCAGAGAUAUUUUGUAGCGGCUAUCGUGAACCUCCUGAUACUUUGUAUUCCACUCUUCAGAUAUUUUGUAGCGGCUAUCGUGAACCUCCUGAUACUUUGUAUUCCACUCUUCAGUUAUACCUGGGACUAUACUUGGAGUCGUAUGGAUGGCGGCUUUUCGUUGUCGCGUUCAUGGCAUAUUUUCCUUCCACAUAUAGCUCUGAUGACGAGAAUAAUCUCGGUCUAUCAGUUCUGUUGUAUUGUGUUCUGUGCCUCUACAUUCACUGUGCUUUUAUUUGUGGCAUAUCUUGUCAGUGCGCAGUUCUUCUGCAUUUGGAACGGGCAGACGCGAAUGGAGUACCUAUUGGAUGUGCACGCCUAUCAACUUGGUCUCAUGGAUAACAUCCGUCAGUGUCUUGGAACUCGAUGGCCGCUCAUUUUUAUUUCACCAUUUAUUUCAAGUCAUUUACCAUCAGAUGGUAUGUCAUUUGUGACGCGGGACAUCAAGGAAUACAGUGAUCCGAAAAAUUUGUAA
Molecule: messenger RNA, 933 nt
Organism: Ostertagia ostertagi
Lineage: Eukaryota; Metazoa; Nematoda; Chromadorea; Rhabditida; Trichostrongylidae
Source: the annotation of a GenBank genome assembly